AGUGGACAGCCACCUACCCUUCCCACUCUCCACACACAUUACUGUGCCAGCAUUCAUUGGAGACAGAGACCCAUGCUCCUACUCACUACUACUACUUCAUCAACUCAUCAAACCCUAGAAACCAAGCAUAAGCAUUAGCAAGAUUAUCAGGUAAGAAAGAAGAAGAAGAGAAUGAGAGUAGUGGUAGCAGCGUUGGUGUGGGUGUUUGUGUUGGGUGUGGGGGUGUCGGAGGAAGGAGAUUUGGCAUCGCAGUGCAACGUGCUGGUGCAGAAAGUGCUUCCGUGUCUGAGCUUCGCGACGGGGCAGGCGGCGGUUCCGACGAAGGAAUGCUGCUCGGCGACGUUGGAGAUAAAGAACAGCGACCCGAAGUGCUUGUGCUUUGCGAUCCAGCAGACCCAUAAGGGGAUCCCUGAGGCGAAGAGCAUGGGCAUUCAAGAGGGUAGGCUCCUUCAACUACCUUCUGCCUGUAACUUGAAGAACGCCAGCACCACCAAUUGUCCUAAGCUUCUGGGCCUAUCUCCAAACUCACCUGACGCUGCCAUAUUCCGGAAUGGCACGUUGAGAAUUAAUUCGACUUCAACGUUGGGAACUACAAGACCAGUCUCAGACACCCACAAGGCAUCGUUUGGGACCAUGCUUCCACCUCCUCUCGCGCCACCACACCUUGCUGCACUGCUUUGCGCCAUUCUCCUCCUUCUCACAACGUUAAUUUAAUGCUCACUCAAAGUAACCGCUGGUGAUGGAUCAAUUUAAUUAUGGAAAAUGAUUUUUUUUUAUGCUAAAUUUUUGAGAACUUUCUUUUACAAUCUUAAGCACCAUCUUUUAAAUAGUUUUUUAUUUUUUUAUUUUCUCAUUCUUAAUAUUUCAAAACCAUUUAAAAGAUGAUAUUCGAUGGUGUAAAAGAAAGUUGUCAAAAUUAACGGUAAAAAUAUUAUUUUCUUUUAAUUAUUUGCAAGUUGCACCAUGAUGUCUGCAAUUACUUUAUUGCCAUCUCUAUCAUUUUAUAUCGUUUUAUGUUUCCUCUGUCUUCUCUAUAUAUAUUUAUAACUUGACUUUCGAUAUCGAUUGAGUGACAUAAAAUUUGAUCUUCGAUGGAUUGAGCAACAUAGGACUUGACCUUUAA
Messenger RNA from Vigna unguiculata (cowpea), 1123 nucleotides. Its product is annotated as non-specific lipid transfer protein GPI-anchored 1-like. Lineage: Eukaryota; Viridiplantae; Streptophyta; Magnoliopsida; Fabales; Fabaceae. The record is from RefSeq and is a predicted model, not a curated record.